Messenger RNA from Vicia villosa (hairy vetch), 1181 nucleotides. RefSeq names its product protein PHYTOCHROME KINASE SUBSTRATE 1-like. Gene Ontology annotation, biological process: phototropism. The coding region runs from base 45 to 1181 and encodes 378 amino acids. The transcript has a single exon. The record is from RefSeq and is a predicted model, not a curated record. NCBI's taxonomy places the organism in Eukaryota, Viridiplantae, Streptophyta, Magnoliopsida, Fabales, Fabaceae.
UCUCUUGUCCAUUUUCCUUUCCUCUUUCCACCUUUUCAUUACAUAUGACAGAAGAAAGUGGAGAAAUUGAAGUAUUUGGAGCUGAAAAAUACUUCAACAGAAAAGUAGUUGAAACUCCAAGAGCUGCUACAAAGUACCAAGUUGAGUAUGGAACUCCAAGUAUUAGUUCUAUAUCAACAUGGAACAGCCAAAAUGCACUCUUAAAGAGAGAUUCUGAAAAAAGUAUCAAAGAUAAGGUGCAUGCUAAGAGUGUUCUAUCAAGACUUGGUCUCAAAUGCUCUUGUUCUGAUAAGAAUUCUGUUGAUAUCAGUGAUCAUGCAGGUGAAAUCAGUUUUAAUAACAAAACUUCUAACUAUGGUGCAGUUCAUGAAAAAACAACACCAAAAAAAGAAUUCAAUCUUGGUCUUGAUGAUGAUAUUUCAAUUAAAUUAAGAAAGGCUAGUUCAGAAUUUUUCAUCAAUAAAGAUCUUUACUUUCAAAAGCAAGAGAAUUUAAGUGUAGGAUUAAACAGUGAAAUGAAUAGUUUCCCUUCUAACUCAAGAAACCAUCUUGUCAAAAUGCAAUUUCCAUUAGAUGAAGAAAAAACACCAAGAAAAUCAGUUGAAGUAUUUGGAUCACCAAAUCCAAUAUUGACCAAUAGCAAAAAAAGUUCCUUGAGCAUUGAUAAAAGGUUGAUAUUUUCUUCCAAAAUGGAAGAAAUUGUUGAUGCAAACUAUGAUGAUGAUGAUGAUGCUGGAAGUGAUGCAAGUUCUGAUUUGUUUGAGAUUGAGAGUCUCAAAGAAAAAUCUUCCAACAAUUUUCUCAAUAGACGGACAUCAGAUGCUGCUUCAACUUGUUACGCGCCGAGUGAGGCGAGUGUAGAAUGGAGUGUAGUUACUGCAAGUGCUGCAGUUAUGUCAGACUGUGAAGAUCAAAUGUAUGAAUUUACAGUAAGGAGUCCAUUAAAGGUACCAUUGAAACCAAAGGUCAUUAGGGAGAAUCCGAGGCGGAGUCCAGGUAUCUUGUUGGGAUGCAAGAGCCACAAAGCUGUUACUGUUAGAGUUGCUGGUGAUGCAUUCAUAACAUAUGAAAAACAAAGUUUAAGUCCAAAAAUUGGUAACAGAAUAGAAAACAAUGCUCUUUCUCAGGUGGCAAGGUUUCCAGGAGAGACUGAUGUUAGUGUCUCAGAGAGACACGUGUGA